This is a messenger RNA of Alligator sinensis (Chinese alligator), 2311 nucleotides long. It is a transcript of the gene CREM, whose product is annotated as cAMP responsive element modulator. Gene Ontology annotation, biological process: regulation of transcription by RNA polymerase II. Lineage: Eukaryota; Metazoa; Chordata; Crocodylia; Alligatoridae. Gene Ontology annotation, cellular component: ATF4-CREB1 transcription factor complex; nucleus. Bases 62 to 1027 code for a protein of 321 amino acids. The record is from RefSeq and is a predicted model, not a curated record. The transcript has 8 exons. Gene Ontology annotation, molecular function: protein binding; RNA polymerase II cis-regulatory region sequence-specific DNA binding; DNA-binding transcription factor activity, RNA polymerase II-specific.
UAGGAGGGAGAGAGAGCUGAGGAGAACCAAGCUUUUGUUUUAAAACACACGUACUUCCACUAUGAGCAAGUGUGUCAAGAAAUACCAUGGAAAAAUAACUGUAAGACAAAUGACCAUGGAAAUGGUUGAAUCACAACAAGAUGGAAGUGCUGCAGAGUCUGCAGCAGAGAGUGAUGCUGUUCGCAUGCAAAACCUGCCAGGCCAAAGUCAGAUUCCUCCCAUAGCUCAGGUUUCUGUAGCUGGAUCAAGUGCUGGAAGAGGCUCUCCAGCUGUAACUCUAGUGCAGUUGGCUUCUGGACAAACUGUACACGUCCAGGGAGUGAUUCAAGCCACACAGCCAUCAGUUAUUCAGUCGCCGCAAAUGCAGGCUGUUCAGGUAGCACCAGCUGCAGAUGCAGAUGAGUCUGCAGAAUCUGAAGGUGUAAUUGAUUCUCAAAAACGCAGAGAAAUACUAUCAAGAAGGCCUUCAUAUCGAAAAAUUCUGAAUGAACUAUCUUCCGAUGCUCCUGGUGUUCCUAAGAUUGAAGAGGAGAAGUCAGAGGAAGAAGGAGCACCAUCUGGAAUCCCUGCAAUGGGAGUGCCAACCAGUCUAUAUCAGACUAGCACAGGGCAAUACAUUGCUAUAGCCCAAGGUGGAGCAAUCCAGAUUUCUAAUCCAGCAUCUGAUGGAGUCCAGGGAUUACAAACAUUAACAAUGACGAAUUCAGGAGCUCCUCAGCCUGGUGCUACAAUUGUGCAAUAUGCAGCACAGACACCUGAUGGCACACAGCAGUUUUUUGUACCUGGGAGCCAAGUUGUUGUCCAAGCUGCUACUGGAGACAUGCCAGCUUAUCAGAUCCGAACUCCUACCACUGCCUUGCCUCAAGGAGUGGUAAUGGCAGCAUCACCGGGAACAUUGCACAGCCCUCAGCAGCUAGCAGAGGAGGCAACACGCAAAAGAGAGCUAAGACUCAUGAAAAAUAGUUCCCUAACUGCAGAAGGAAAGGACAGUACUCUCUUGUCCCAGAGGCGUAUUACAGGGAUGUAAGCAUUACAGAUCGUGAAAUGCUGAACUAUUAUGGUAGCGGAAGCUUAACAGAUAUGGUCCAAGGACUGAAAGAAAGACUUUUCCACUUCUUCAAAUCUGGAAACGUGAACAGCUUCCCAGUAACUUGAGAGAUACCAGAAUUGUUACCAUAUUCAAGAAAGGAGAUCGAUGAGAUUGCAGUAAUUUUUGUGGUAUUGUAGUCCUUUCCAGAGCUGGGAAGAUCCUCACCUGUGUUCUUCUCAAUACACUCACUUUUCUUGCCAAAGAGAUUCUAAGCAAGUCCCGGUGUGGUUGCAGACCACUCAGCGAUAUCAUAGUGAUGUCUUUGGAAAAUCCUCCAUAUCAGCUGUAAGGACAGAAGAAUGAAUGCCAGUGCUCGGGCUCACGUAAACACCACCAGCAUUGAAGCCAUGUAUAUACAGCACCAACUCCUUCGGACAGGACCUGUCAUAAGAAUGCCUCCCAAGUCUCACCAGUGGUCACUGCUCUAGAGGUAGGCUAAGGAAGAGACACAAAGACACCUUGAAGGCCAAUCUGAAGAAACGUGAUAUUAACAUUAAUUUGUGGGAGCUUGAAUCAGCACUGAAUCAUCUCUAGUGGUGCUGUGACGUAUAACAGGGAAUCAGCGAUUUAGAGCAAACGCCUCACUGUGGAGGCAGACAGACGAGAGAGACCAAGGGAAAAUGCUGUGACCUGACAUCACCAGGACCUGCUUCAUCUUUCCAGAACUGUUUGCCACAUCUGCAGUCAAACAUGGGUUGGCCUCCUCAGUCAUCUACAGGCUCACCAGUGACUUCCCUAUUUACUGGAAGACUGUCAUCCUCAUGUCGAGGGACUGCUGCCACUGACAGAAAAAAUGUACUUUUUUCCUCUGUGCUAUACUUGUUUUGCAUUUGUGGGACUUUUCCCUGAAGCUGUAGGGCUUUGCUUUUUUUUCCCCUCAAGAAGGCACUGCUUCUCCCUGCUCUUCAGACUCAUUCCCAUCAGAUCUGUAAACAAAACAGGCAGCCCUUCUCAUUCCCCUUGCCCUCUAUGUAGAUUUUCACAAGCCAAGCUUGGCUUGAUGCCAGUUCAUACAAUUGGAGAAAGGGGCAAAAAUAGCAAGCAAUUGCCAAAUGGCUAAUUGGUAGCAGCCUGGAGUGAACAGCUAGCUGUACAGCACAUGUUAAUAUAUUUUUCUUGAAAUGUGCAGUUAAGCUUCAUUCAGGCUGCUGACAGAUGUGUGAAAAACCAAAAAAAAGCACUUGACCGGAAGAACUAGCAUGUUAGUUCAACUCAGCUCCC